Molecule: messenger RNA, 822 nt
Organism: Raphanus sativus (radish)
Lineage: Eukaryota; Viridiplantae; Streptophyta; Magnoliopsida; Brassicales; Brassicaceae
Product: small polypeptide DEVIL 9
Exons: 1
Coding region: 324-653 (109 amino acids)
Biological process (GO): negative regulation of cell population proliferation
Source: RefSeq, a predicted model, not a curated record
UUAAAAUAAGAAAGUGGGCUUAUCAGGCCAAGCGAAUUAUAUUCAAUAUUCCAGUUCAUUUUCUUGCCUUCAUCAUGUCCAUUUUUUCCAUUUAGUUUUAUUUUGUAUAGCACUCACCAUAUAUAAACAUCUCUCUACUCUCUCACUCUGUCACUCUCUCUAGAUCACUACUUUCCUUUAAGCUCAAUCACAACGAACUCACAAUCACAACGAACUCACAAUCAAGUUUUAUAUAUAUAAAAAUAGAGACCGGCCUCCAACUGAGUCAGAAGCUCUAUCUCUCUCCCUCUACAUCCUUUCUUCCUUCUUGAUCAGACACAGACAUGGACGAUAAGUGGAAGGUGUCGAAAAAGGAUGCAUCAGCUGCAUCGUGCUCAUCUUCUAGUUCCUCUAAAUCCAAGUUCUCUAGAAGCUUCUCAACAAGUGCUUCAUCCACAAAGGCUCCUGUAUUCAUACGGAGCUCAUCCACCAAAUGCUCAGUGCCAUCUUCUUCAUCCUCCAUCUCCAGAAGCUCAUCCAAGAAAGAGAAAGGAUCAUCGUCAUCUUCCAUUACCCAAAAAUACAGUAGCUUGGCCAAAGAACAAAAGGGAAGGUUUUAUAUCAUGAGAAGGUGUGUGGCUAUGCUUGUCUGUUGGCAUAAACAUGAUUCCUAGCUUAGAUCUCAUGCAUUCUAAUAUUCUAUAUUCCAUAUUUGUUUUGGUAUUAUAUCAGUUUGAUUCUCUACUCUAGGUUGUUGCUACAAGUUUCUAUACUAGUACAUUGUGAGAAAGAGAUUCUUUUGAUAAUUAAUAUCUAUCUUAUUAAAUCAGAAACAUUACAACU